UUGUCCAACAUUACAAAUAUCAAGCAGUGAUAGUAUGUUUGUGUUCGCUUACAAAUAAAAUCAUGACUAUUUAUUUUUCCUCACACUAAGCAAUUGUGUUUCUUCGACGAACACGUCGUUUCAUGGAUCUUAAAGACCGCAGCUGUGGUGUUCCAGCGGCGCUCGGCCCUCGACAGGGGUGAAGGUGACUCGCCUGUUGUUAGGGGGGAGGCAGAGGAAGCAUCGCGGACGCUCGCUCGGCUCCUUCUCAUCGCUCUAAUCAUCGAAACAAUCGGCAUCCAAGGCUCGACCUCACCUUCUCAUCGAGGACAGACGAAUUAAAGACAUUUUCUUAUUGAGGUGGUUUUAUUCGUGGAUGCGUAUGCAUGUGUUCUGCACCGAACGGGCGAAAGAACCGCCCCAGAUCCGCAGCCAACAUUUUUCAAAUCGGCAAGACUUCGGUGAGGGAUCCGGAACGCCGAGAGAGCACCGAGAGCACGCGGAGAGCUCAGCGGGCGAUGGAUGACUGUAGAACGACCGUUCAGGAGUUCAACACUCUUGUGGCUCUCCAUCGUGAGCAGGUCAUCUCCAUAGGCGAGAAUACAAUCGACUGUCCUUCUUUAAGGGCUCAGAUGCACAAGACUCGAAUUAAAGGAUGCGCCGUAGCCCAGGCUGCCUAUCAAAACCUCAUCGCAAUCUCUGGGCCAGAGGAUGGCGAAAUCCACCCAGAAAUAUGCCGAUUGUUCAUCCAGCUUCAGUGCUGCCUGGAGAUGUACAUUACAGAGAUGCUCAAGUCUAUGUGUCUGUUGGGUGUUCUGCAGCUCCAUAGGAAAGGAAAUGAUGUGUGUCCAGAGCCAAACAUGGACUGCAAGAUCGACGAAAGCUCUGAUGUGCCGAUGCUGGAUGAUCGAUCAUCGUCACCUGUGGAUUUUCCACAGGAUUCCUGGGUCGUGUGCACAGACAUUGAGAAUAUAGAGCGUGAUAUGCGAGAAAUGAGAAACCUUCUAAGCAAACUCAGGGAGACAAUGCCUUUGCCACUGAAAAAUCAAGAUGACAGCAGUCUGCUAAAUCUGACUCCUUAUCCACUGGUGAGGCAGAGGAAGAGGCGAUGCAGGCUUUGUUGCCUUGUGUCUGGCUGAACCUUCAAUACUCUCAAGUCUUCUUUUCUGAUCAUUGAUCAAUUAACUU
Messenger RNA from Carassius carassius (crucian carp), 1167 nucleotides. RefSeq names its product regulator of G protein signaling 7 binding protein b (gene rgs7bpb). Gene Ontology annotation, biological process: G protein-coupled receptor signaling pathway. The coding region runs from base 366 to 1118 and encodes 250 amino acids. The transcript is spliced from 6 exons. Gene Ontology annotation, cellular component: nucleus; neuron projection; postsynapse. NCBI's taxonomy places the organism in Eukaryota, Metazoa, Chordata, Actinopteri, Cypriniformes, Cyprinidae. The record is from RefSeq and is a predicted model, not a curated record.